Daphnia carinata is the source of this 2718-nucleotide messenger RNA. RefSeq names its product EF-hand calcium-binding domain-containing protein 4B-like. Bases 235 to 2640 code for a protein of 801 amino acids. The transcript is spliced from 14 exons. The record is from RefSeq and is a predicted model, not a curated record. Gene Ontology annotation, molecular function: calcium ion binding; GTP binding; GTPase activity. NCBI's taxonomy places the organism in Eukaryota, Metazoa, Arthropoda, Branchiopoda, Diplostraca, Daphniidae.
UGAGGAAACGUGAAAGUAAACACCAGUUGUGGCAGGUGUUACAUCGAGACCUAGCACUCUGUAAAUGACAGAACCUAGUCCUCCCUAGAGCUAGAAACAAGGAAUGUGUCCUAAACUGUUUUCAGUUGUUGGCUAAUUGUAGUACGUGAAUGCAGUUGACUAUCGCUGGAAUUCAUAUUUAUCUCUGCUAGAAUUGUCUGGGUCAUCGAAACGUUUGUCGUGGAAAACCAGGAAAUGGCAGGCGAAACGACCGAUUUGCGAAUACGAGCUCAGCAUCUUUUCGCUAUUUGCGACAAGGAAGAGAAAGGCUUCGUGACGAAGCGAGACAUGCAGAGGAUGCAGGCCGAAAUGCCGUUAGAUCCGGAGCAGCUGGAAUUAGUAUUUGACUCGCUAGAUGCUGACGGAAAUGGAUUUCUCACUUUCGACGAAUUUAUUCACGGAUUCGGAAUUUACAUAGAAAACGACCCACCCGAGGUUGAGGCAAUAGAUACGAAUACCCAAGAAGUGACGAUUAGAACUUCAGACGGUGAUGAACGUGAAGACGAUGAAAACUUUAUGCAACUGUUAGACGGACUUGGUGGUCCGACCGUUUUUGAAGACGAAAAGUCUGUCAAGUUGCUGUGGGACCAUUUCCGCCAAGACGCGCCAGACGCUGGCAUUGAAUUUGAAAAAUUUCUAUCCAGCAUCUCUGACAGCAUCCACACCAAGGAAAAGGAAAAACUAAACAUGGAGGUGUUUAUCAGAAACCAGCAGGAGACCCGCGAGGAAGAACUGAAACGCCUUUACGAGGAAAUGGAGCGGCAAAUUGAAGAGGAGAAGGAACUUGUCAUUCGAAUGGAAAGGAUGAAAGAGUCACAAUUAAAGAGUGACAUGCGAGAAGAAAUUACCAAAAAAGAUUUUCUGCUGACGCAACUACAAACACGGGAAAAAGAAUUACAAGAGGCACUCAGCCGUCUGCAGGAGAACGAAGCCGCCAAUAAGCACGAUCUAGCACUGCUAACCAAAGAGAAGAGAUCUCUGGAAACCCAAUUAGAAAUUCAGACAAGAAACGCCGAGGAAUUACGGGCGGCUCUUGAGAAGAUGCGACGGGAGAGUAUCAGUGAACGACGGCAGAGGGCCAUGUCAGCUCUACAAGUCGCGGAAAACAUCGCCGUUGAGCGUGAAGGACUGGUCGAACAAUUGUCUUUGCUUCGUACAAUAAACACUCGAUUGACGGAUGAAAAUGACCUGCGUGAUUACGGGAAUGGCAGCAUUGACAAUAACGACGAACCUGCCAGCAUCGCCAGAGAAAUCGAAGAGGCCGCAGCAUUGAACUCCGACAACCAUCUCCACUUCUACUCCAGGCUUUUCGAUGAGGAAUUCGAACAUGCUGACAACAUCGAUAUUGUGUUCGAUUUACCGUUGCGCAAGGAUCCCGACAUCACGGAUAGCCAAUCACAAAAGAUGAAGAAAACCAGCUUGUUUGAUGAGCUGACCAGUGCACUGAAUUUCGAUUCUCAAUCUUCGUUAAAUGCAGCGGAAAAUAAUCUAAUCGGUGGGCCGGAAGACAGUCUCCUGAGAUGCACGUCCAGCGGUUACCCUGAAACGAAUGGCUUCGUUUGCCCGUCAUUAGAAGGAUCGUGCCCUAUUCAGCGUUCUGCUCGGGUAAAUGGAGAGGACAAGUUCGGGGGAAGUCCACAACAAGAAACAUUGGACAACUUGUUUGUUGAUCUUCCAGAAGAAUGUUUGUCGACCUCUUUACGCGGAGAACCUAAGCACAGUGUCACGUGGUCGACUAACGUGUAUCCGCCUUCCAGCCGAAUGGACUUCAAUAGCAUUUGCACAGUUGAAACUAGUUUGCCAUAUUUUCAGUUCCCAAACGGCUCCAUCCCUUACGCGGACUCGCUAAUCGGAUAUCACAACGGUCAAUGGAUUAACCGGGUUCAAUUGCGAAAGAGUGAACCUAUUACUCCGUCAGCCGUCUUCAAGAUUAUCGUCUUAGGAGAAAGUGGUGUUGGGAAAACUUCGUUUAUUCGCAGGUUCUGUUGUGAUGACUACGUCGGAUCACGAUCGGCCACCGUCGGGAUCGAUUUGAGCAUCCGUUGCUUGCCGGUCGGAGACGACAACCAGUACUGCGCACUCCAGUUCUGGGACACUGCAGGACAAGAGAAAUAUCGCAGCAUUAGUCGGCAGUAUGUACGUAAAGCUGAUGGCGUUCUUAUCAUGUACGAUGUUACGUCUGAGAUGACAUUCGUCCAUGUUCGCUACUGGAUCGACUGCGUUAAAGAAGUGGUAGGUGACGACGUCGUUUGUUUGUUGGUUGGAAACAAACGGGAUCUACUAGAACAGCAGGAAGAGGACUCAGAGCAAGAAUCGACAGGCAACGAAGGUGAACAAUUGACCGUCACACUAACCCGGCAUCCGCAACGCGUAUUAACAUCGGACGCCAUGAAGCUUGCCCAAACUAUGGGAUUGGACUUUUUCGAGACGAGCGCCAAAACGGGCUACAUGAUCCAGCAGUCGAUCGUCGCUAUGGCAGCCAAGCUACAAGUGCGAGAGAAAGUCGCCAUUGAAAAGAUAGUGUUGGAAGCGGAAUCGAUGGAGGCGGAGACGGCGAAUGCCGUGCCGAAAGACAAAGCCAAAAAAUGCUGUCGCUUGUGAUGAGACUUGACAGUGGCCUCUGUUUUCUUCAGCCGUGUAAUUGGAUGACUUCUCUUAUAAAUUAAUGAUGUUAUGUCA